AUGGCCGACGAAACAAAUGAUACGCCCUUUGUCUAUACAGUACAGCCCAAGAAUGAGAUCCCAAGAGGUAUCAAUUAUGUCAUUGUGGAUCCAUCAGUCCGAAUAAUUCACAACAAUUCCUUCGAAGAAUGCCUAAAUCUCUGCUCUUUGACCUUGCCAAAAUCACUCCGGGUUAUUGGCAAGAGGGCCUUUGAACGAUGUUCUUCUUUGGAAUAUGUCUAUAUUCAUGAUGGAUUACAGGUCAUUGGCCGUGAGGCAUUCCGGGACUGCUCAUCCUUGAUUCAUAUUCGGUUUCCAGCACAAGGUCUUACAACCAUCCGAAAGGGUGUUUUGGAUGGCUGUGGCUUGCUCCAAAGCUUAUCGAUUCCCAGUACCGUGGAAAAGAUUGGACAGAAUGCCUUUCACGAUUGUAUUUCUUUGAAAAAGGUAACUCUGCGAGAUGGUAUAAGGAGCAUUGGUUCCGGAUCAUUUUGGAAGUGUGAGUCUAUGAAGGAGUUCCAGUUUCCGGAGACCCUCGAAUCGAUUGAAGCAGAGGCUUUUGUAUGGUGCAAAUUUCAAGCCAUAUCGUUACCGGCAUCUGUAAAGACAAUUGGUACCAAGGCCUUUUCUGGAUGUGCUGCUCUUACGACUGUAAAGCUCCAGGAAGGACUACAAUACAUUGGUCGCUAUUCAUUUUGCUCUUGCGAUUUGCUCGUGGACAUUGAUCUGCCAACUGGGCUGACAGCGAUUGAUAACCGGGCCUUUCUAAUGUGUACAUCUCUCCGCACCAUAUCCAUACCUGGGACGGUGGAGAGAAUUGGUGAUGGCGCGUUUGCAUCUUGUACUUCUCUGACCGAUGUGGAAAUUCAAAAUGGCGUAAGAGCCAUUGGUCAUGAAUCAUUCAUUCGUUGUACGCAAUUGAGUGGCAUUGUCCUACCUCUCAGUCUAGAUGAGAUUGGAGCUAAUGCUUUCUUCAACUGUAUUAGCCUGCAGGGCGUGGAGAUACCAAGCAAGAGCAAGAUUACAAUUGGUAAGAAGUGUUUUGCUGGUUGCAAAAAUUUGAUCAACCUAUCGAUUCCAGACGCUACUAGGUUUGCCACUGAAGAUGCUUUCUCUCGGUGUGAUUUGCUUCAAACCUUUGAUGCUAUCUGGUCUAUUCGAGAACGGUUUGAACAAUUCCCAGUCCACAAUGCUUGCUAUCAAGCCUCUUCCAAGUCGAUAGAUCAUCUGACCCAGGCACUCGAUGAUUCUUGCCAAAGCUUGAAAGGAUACAUGGAAGACCCUUUUGGUAUGACAGCGUUUCAUAUUGUGGCUACCUCCCCGAACCCAAGGAUUGAUUUCUUGGACUGCGUACUAGACAGAUAUCCACUUGAUGCUCUUAGCCACAACGACGCACAUGGCAAAACCAUGAUGUACUACAUGUUGAAACACACAUCGAACAAGGUUAUUCCUCUGAUUAAGAUUGUCGUUCAUCGAGCCGUGAUAGAGCGGAUAGCAGGAUGGGGUGCACCAGAGUCAUGGCGGGCCGACUUGGUACGCCAAGUGGAGUCGAUUCACGGCGAUGAUCCCAUGGGCCGAAAUAAUUCCGUGUACAAUUUCUUUGACCACACAAGGCACUAUGCGAGAGUAGAAAUGACAUCGUUCCUGGAACUGGCCUUGUGGAAAAUGAGAAUGCGACAAGGAUACAAGAAAGAAACCGAAAAGGUCGAGAGUUAUCGAGAGAUUUGUCGGUAUCAGUGCGGCGCAGAUGUGGUUGUGGAAAACGUGGCUGGCUUCUUGUGGAACGGACAACCAAAAUCGUAUGCUGGUAUGGCAGUGUUUGCACCUCACUCUGAAUUAUCCUUUUGGAUUCCUUGGUUCUAG
This is a messenger RNA of Cylindrotheca closterium, 1842 nucleotides long. The record is from the annotation of a GenBank genome assembly. Lineage: Eukaryota; Bacillariophyta; Bacillariophyceae; Bacillariales; Bacillariaceae.